AGUAAAAUUCCAACGUUCGAGUGAUCAAGCUAGUGUUAAUUUGAUUUUCGGUUUAGUUUUUCCCCCGCAAACUUUAAUUUCACAAAAAUCAUGACUUUUUCUGGUAAAGUUAUUCUCAUAACGGGAGCCAGUUUAGGUAUAGGAAGAGCUACAGCCAUUCAUUUGGCAGAAUUGGGAGCCAAACUCGCACUAACCGGACGUAAUGUAACCAAUCUUCAAAGUGUUUCUAAGGAAUGCGAGGCUGUAAGUAAAUCUAAACCACUGCUCAUAACUGGAGAAAUGGCGAAUGAACAAGAUGUUAAAAAUAUCAUCGACAGCACGAUAAAACAUUACUCUCGUUUGGACGUUCUCAUCAAUAAUGCCGGUAUUUGGGAAAUGGGAAGUAUAGAAAACACUUCUUUGGAACAAUACGAUCGCAUUUUCAACGUAAAUGUUCGAGCUGUGUAUCAAUUAACAAUGUUAGCUGUGCCUCAUUUGAUCGAAUCCAAAGGCAACAUUAUCAAUAUAUCAAGCAUAUGUGGCUUACGUUCAUUCGGUGGUAUUUUAGCGUACAGUAUGUCAAAAUCAGCUAUAGAUCAAAUGACUGGAUGUGUUGCUUUGGAGUUGGCCAGCAAAGGAGUUCGAGUGAAUAGUGUCGAUCCCGGUGUAAUAAUAACCGAUAUACAUAAAAGAAGUGGGAUGGACGAUGAAGCUUACGAUAGAUUUUUAGAAAGAGCUAAAGAAACACACGCGCUGGGUCGUCCUGGUAAUGCAGAAGAAGUGGCCAAAGCAAUUGCAUUUCUUGCUAGUGAAGAGUCGUCUUACAUUACCGGUGUUAAUCUGCCUGUUGAUGGAGGUCGUCAUGUCAUGUGCCCACGAUAAACGAAAACCUCAAUGUAUUAUUAAACGUAUAAAUUAAU
Planococcus citri (citrus mealybug) is the source of this 899-nucleotide messenger RNA. RefSeq names its product 3-oxoacyl-[acyl-carrier-protein] reductase FabG-like. The record is from RefSeq and is a predicted model, not a curated record. Lineage: Eukaryota; Metazoa; Arthropoda; Insecta; Hemiptera; Pseudococcidae. Gene Ontology annotation, molecular function: oxidoreductase activity. The transcript has a single exon. The coding region runs from base 91 to 861 and encodes 256 amino acids.